Molecule: messenger RNA, 210 nt
Organism: Alternaria metachromatica
Lineage: Eukaryota; Fungi; Ascomycota; Dothideomycetes; Pleosporales; Pleosporaceae
Exons: 2
Coding region: 1-210 (69 amino acids)
Biological process (GO): mitochondrial L-ornithine transmembrane transport
Molecular function (GO): L-ornithine transmembrane transporter activity
Source: RefSeq, a predicted model, not a curated record
AUGUACGAAGUAAUCAAGAGCAAGAUGCAGAGUGAUGCGUUUGGCAAGGAUCAGAAGUACAAGAGUAUGAGGGAUUGCUUCGCGAAGACGUACAAGGGCGAGGGCUUGGGUGGCUUUUGGAGGGGUAUUGGACCGACUUUGCUCAGGGCUAUGCCAGUCUCGGCAGGCACAUUUGCUACGGUCGAGGUCACGAUGCGAUUGAUCAGCUAA